CUUACUCAAACCUGUUAAGGACGUUUAAAACGGCAGAAGGAUUUCUAUACUCAAAUAUCAUAACAAUUGCACGUUUGACCAAAAAAAAACAUGGACGAUCGACAGAAUGAAAUGCAACACGCAGGAACAUCGAAAAUUACCAUAGGCGAUCUUCCACAAAUCGCUGCCAAACAUACAAAGGAAAUGCAAAUUGGGGAUAAGUACUGCAUUUCCAUAAACCAAAGGCAGAUUUUUACAGAAAAUGAUAACAAAACAGCGAAUGUAAAAGAACAGACGUCACCCUGUCAAUUUUGCAAAAUAGACAUACACGAAUUAUUAGAGAAAUGUAAUGGAAAACUUAGGAACAAGUAUCGAACAUUCAGUGCUUACAUGGAUUCUUCACUUUGGUACAGCGAAAAGACUGUUCCUUUAACCGAUUAUUAUGUAGAUUUGCUGCUGCAUAAAACAGAUCAUUCUGGAAAUCGAAUCGAACAGAUGAUUAACCUCGAGGUGGUGUUGAAGGAAAUUACUGAUGAACAUACAAAUAUUCUUGUGUAUGGAGAUCCGGGUUAUGGUAAAUCUACGUUGUGCAAGAAGAUUGCAUACGAUUGGGCCGGUUAUAAUCGUGCAUUACAACAUUUUGACUCUGUUGUCGUCGUGACAUUAAGAGAUCUUCAGGAAAAAAGCAUCGUCCAUGCAAUUCUGGAAGCCGUUUGUGGAAAUCAUGAAGUGGGAAUGAAGAGAAAAAUAUGGAAUGCCAAAGUAAACUUCUUGAUCAUUUUAGACGGUUUCGACGAAUUCCCUGAUAAAAAUUCAGUAAUUCAAUUUAUAAAUGAUGAUUCUUUCGAGAUUUCACGAAAUAUGACGAUUCUUGUAACCAGUCGUCCCCAAUCUGCAGAGAAAAUAAAGAUGGAAUUUCACAUGAAAGUUAAUCUGAUUGGAUUUCGACGUGAACAACAACGUAAAUAUGUAAGCUUAGUUUUCAAAUCGUCUGAAGAUAAAGCAUGCAGUCUUCAGUCUGUAUUAAAAAAAAAUGGUUUCCUUUUUCAUUUAUCAAAAUGCCCAUUAAUGUUAUAUUUGCUGUGUUGUUUGCAUAAAUUAGAAAGAUUAGAAUGUACCAAAAGAAAAACAGAUGUGUUUAUUCUAAUAUUUGAAUUCCUUAUCAAGAAAUAUAUGAGAGCUAAUAGUGGAUGUAACCAUUUGAAGAAGGGAAAGUAUUUUUAUGGUGAAGAUCUUUUAGUUAGAUUGGGAAAACUAGUUUAUGAGAAAAACCAAAUUAUGGACACACUUAGACUCAGAAGAUGCCACAGUUGUUUUAGAGAAAGAGCUAUUGAACAUGAAUUAGCUUUCAUCAAAGCAAAUUUUGAAUUUCUUGAAAAUGCUAUAGUAACAAAAGAUAAAAGGAUGCCAUUGUGCAUUACUGUCAGUUUGAUCAAAAGUGUUGAAUUGACUUCAGAAUUCAAGGAGCUGUAA
Molecule: messenger RNA, 1452 nt
Organism: Centruroides sculpturatus (bark scorpion)
Lineage: Eukaryota; Metazoa; Arthropoda; Arachnida; Scorpiones; Buthidae
Exons: 5
Coding region: 91-1452 (453 amino acids)
Source: RefSeq, a predicted model, not a curated record